AAACUCUUCGUCAUUGGUUGACGCGUUCGCGGUGUACAUGUCGAAGAGAAAACGAAGAUUGUAGAUGGCGAGAGAACAAGAAUAGAAAAAGAGUGAAGCAUUCAAUGGCGUCUGUUAAAAUGCGUGUGAACGAGUUUCCGGUCAUUCUUAGUGUACGAGAAUACUUGAAAAAUGUCGUUGAAGAGUAAAUAAUUUCGAAAAAAAAGAAAUGACAAGUGUGUUAUAAACAAGUCGGUUACGAAUUAUAAGAGUUUUUCCAUUUAUCUGUUUGAUGCAAACAAUCUAGUUGUAGACCACGCUUUGAGCGUCUGUAGGGGAUAAAGAGAAGAUAAGGCUAUUAUCUUUUAGUUGGAAGAACGUCAACUACCCGGUAUUUUCGGGAGAUGAGGGAGAGACGUGAGAUGAGCGUUUCUUUGUUUUCUGGUUCGCGCGGAUUCUCAAUCCGCCGCCUAGACAACUACUACCCAUGAUAUAUAAACCAGUAAAAAUAUGGCCGGUAGAGGGGUUAAAAAAUCACGCUGGUGGUGCAACCGACGUCUAGUGACGUGCUAGUUACUAAUCUGCUUCGGCGAGUUUCUCAUUUAUCUUUCGGCUAACCGAUUCGAAAACAAGAGUUUUAUUUUUAAUUCGAAAAAUUUCAGUGGGAAAGUUUCCGAGUUGAAAAUCCCAAGUACGAGAGUGAGACCACGCUACACAGAACCGGCUUUUUCUCGCUAUGCUUGAGGGGAUAUUCGACUUGGUUCUUUUUUGACCACCCCACGCUUCACUCAUUGAGUAUACCGACCUAGGAAUGGAGAGAAGGAAGGGGAAAAAUGGACUCUCCAAGCAGAGCCAUCUGGGUAGCAGCGUGGCUAGCCCAGCGCAUAUAAUAUAUCGACACGGCUAUAUGUUCUCUUUGGAGAGCCGAGUUUUUUAAGGUACCUUUUUCCAACCCCACCCUACCACCCCCUCUACCCCCCUCUCUCCCCAUAAUGAAAAGAGUGGAAUGGGCGGAGUUUAUCCAGCUGGAGCGCUGGUAUACAACAGGGGUCUUGUGAUUCGAUCUAGACGCCACGAAAUGCAAAAGGGACGCGCUUUGCCACCGAAAACCCGAGGCUAAGGACAACCCCCCCGCUAGAGGCCGAUACAAGGCGAUGCAAGUCACCAAAGACUUGGGGCCCCACCAGUGUGCUCUACACCGUCCCGUCUAUAACACCUCGAAAGCAGAGACUCUUGCGAACGCGCCAAACUUCCUUUUUUAAGGCACUCUCCAUCUUCUCUUAGUCUUUUUUAAAAUAAUUUUUCGAACCGGUCGAGCAAAAUCCACUCGAUUUCGUCUCACUUAAAUAUUCACGCUCAACCAACCAACAACAACACACCUCCAAACAAAAUGAGUUCCAAGGAAGCAACGAAGGAAGUUGAAGCCGACGAAGUCAUCGCCGCCGACGCCAAGAAAGAUGCAGUCAAAGGCACAAAACGGCCAGCAGAAGAUAAAAAUGACGACAUUAAGAAAUUAAAGAAAUCCGAAGAAAACGGUGAUGAUGAAGAGGCCGAAGAUGAAGAAGAGGCUGAAGGAGAGGAAGAUGAGGAGGAGGAAGACCUGCCCGAAGGUGAAGAAGACUUCGAUGAAGAGGGUGAAGGCGAAGGAGAAGGCGACGACGAUGAUGAAGGAGAAGGAGACGACGAUGAUGAUGAUGCGUAAAAAUGUGAGACAGGAAAAAAAAAUAUUAUUUUUUUUUUUUGGCUUCGGUCAGGGUCCACACACUUUUUGCGCAUGCGUUACGUCGCUCAGCGGGAAAGCAGCCGGCACCGGUCGGAAUUUUUUUUGUGAAUUUUGAUUUCAUCUCUCUCUGUCUCUUAUACACUCCCCUGAUUCAUGAUACCUUUUAUUCCCACCCUUUAUUUCGCCUCCCAAUUUUUUUUAAACCGAGACACACACACGAAAAAAACAAACACCUCAUAAUGUACGAAAAAGACUUAUCAGAGCAGCCGCCCCUCCAUCUUCUUUAUUAUGAUUAUGUCAUGUGUGUGUGUGUGUGAACGUGAGCGCGCGAGCCCAACGCCAUCUCUCUUUUUUCUCCCUCUAAAAAAAUUUUUCGGUCGCCCUGUCAUUUUGUAUGAACGUUUUUCAGUUUGACUAUGGAAACAAAAUCACUCACAAGACACUACCCACCACAACAAAAACCACAUACAACAUUACCACCAUCCCUGAUCUGUCCAGCCCCUACCCCUCCCUCCCCCCACCCCCCUUAUUUACUUGGCGGGAGAUUUUUGAAUUAAAAGAGGAAGAAGAAAAAUUUUGAUCGGUGCCGUGUCUUUUUUUUUUAAUAAUUUUUAUUUAAUACCUUUUUACAAAAGUAGGGAGACAACCUGAUAGAUAAACACGAAAUAAUUCAUUCUACAUAAGGAAUAGCAAAAAAAAAUGAACGUAUUGUCUCUUUAAGUUAACCGUACAAUUUUUAUGGCAUCAUAGAGAUAACAAAAACCAGCGAUCCCAAAAAAAAAACUACUUUUUGAUUUUCGGUAGAUUAUUUUACUAUCGACUUACUUUUUUGACAUUUAAAGAAAAAUUGCUGAGCGCUCAGGAUCAUUAUCAUCUCCUCGCCCACCAUCUCCUCAUUACCUUUUAAUCACCACCGCCGUUAUCGUCCGUUUUAUUAUUAUUUUUUAAAAAAGUUUCAUACCUCGCCACCAACUUCUGGCCCAAACUCACGAUGUCAAUUUGAAAAUAAUAAUAAUAAAAAACAAAAGAUAAAAGAUAUGUUACGUCAUGAUGAAAAGUGAAUCAGACAAUUUCAGGGGGACUACUUGUGUAACAUGCUCUGCUACACGUAGUCCAGUUGGGAUUUUACAUUUGACAGGAAACACGCUGGGAUGAUUAAAAUUGAUGAGAAAGUUAAGAUGUGAUGUCUAACUAUCGACUCGUUUGUUACUGUGUGUGCAGGUCGUACGAAAGAAGACGAACGUGAGACGACAAACCCGUUGUUCUUUUUCUUUUGUUUCUUUUUAAUUUGAUUUUGGCGAAAGAUGAUUUCCCCUCCUCUCCACACAACUCACGAUUUUUCUUUAAUUAUUCACCACCACACCUCAUCAUCGGAUUUAUCGACACAUUUUCUUCGCUGUAUGCCCGAGGACAAAAAAUAAGAAAUUGUGUAAUUCCCCCCCAUACAAAAACCCAAUAGAUGGUUCUCUUCGUU
Molecule: messenger RNA, 3176 nt
Organism: Daphnia pulex (common water flea)
Lineage: Eukaryota; Metazoa; Arthropoda; Branchiopoda; Diplostraca; Daphniidae
Product: bacchus-like
Exons: 4
Coding region: 1370-1681 (103 amino acids)
Source: RefSeq, a predicted model, not a curated record